Messenger RNA from Galendromus occidentalis (western predatory mite), 525 nucleotides. RefSeq lists its product as uncharacterized. The record is from RefSeq and is a predicted model, not a curated record. Bases 1 to 525 code for a protein of 174 amino acids. Lineage: Eukaryota; Metazoa; Arthropoda; Arachnida; Mesostigmata; Phytoseiidae. The transcript has 2 exons.
AUGAUACAAAGAACUCGGAACCGGCUCGGUAUUCCAUCGACGCAUUACACCAGCCUCGAAGCGAUCGUGAUACCAGAGGAAUAUCGCGUUUACGAAAGUACUCCGGGAAAUUUCGAACAAUUCCUGCUCGGCGACUCUGGACCGGACGAUCCCGAGAGAAUUCUGAUCUUCGGAAGGUCGAGCACGGCCUCUUGGAUUGGGGAAGUCUCGAAGAUUUACGUGGAUGGGACUUUUAGCUUGGCCCCUGACCUUUUCUCCCAAAUAUUCCUCAUUCUCGCGGAGCGUCCGGAAACUGUGACUCCAAUCUGCUACGUACUGAUGUCGAAUAAGUCCGAAGAAAGCUACUGCAAGAUGCUAGACAUGCUGACUCUCGGUUGGCCAAACUCCAAUCCGCAAGCGAUAUCCAUGGAUUACGAGAAAGCUUUAAUGAACGCGUUCACAGCGUUCUUCCCCGUCGCACAGAUACAUGGAUGUUUCUUCCAUCUAGUCCAAAAUAUGAAAAACAAGUUCCUGCGCAAGGAUUAA